CUGAAUGUGUGUAGAAGCAUCCAGUGCAAACAGACACCCGAACUCAACCCGAAACUCGCCCGAGACACAUUCAGUCCCAUCAGCACACUCCUCUUCUGUCCUUCUCUUCUUCAAGUGUCCAGAAUUAUUCUUCUUUAAAUAUAUAAUAUAUACACCUCAACACGUGACAUCUUAUUAUCAUAUGCAUUACUUGGGUUUAAAUGUAAACUACUGACAUGGGUGUGUUUGGUGUUUUAAUAUUUAAUAUACAGUCUUAUUUAAAUUAGUGAAAUUAUCUAAUGUAUUGUAAAAAUAAACUUUUGAAGUAGUAAUUAUAUAGUCAUGAUAUGGAACACGUAAUAUGUUUACUCUUUAAUAGGCCGUAGGACAUACCAUUACCGCGCGCCAGAGGGUUUUUAUUGUUUAUUAAACACAUUUAAUAACUAAUAAUUGUGUUUUCUGUCUGCUCACUUUAGUUGUGUAUGUUUACAAUAUUUUAAUCCCGUUGUGUCUAUAAAAGAAGGUGACUUUCAAUAAUGUUCUGGAUCAGACGCAAACCCCCCUCGUCGAAAGUGUUUUCCUGAAUCUCAGAUCCAUGAUUCCGGCUCGAUUGCGGUUCCUGGGGACCCUCGCGCAGCGCUGAGAUCAGCUGGAAAAUCGCGAGCACAUCGGAUUUAUUUUUUUUUAAACGCAUAUAUUUAUUGACGUUUUUCAAACGCGUUCGCCUUCAUAACAACAACCGAUUCUCUACAUUCGUGAAUAGUGUUGUUGUGUCUGUUAUUGUAUAACGGACGGCAUAUUUGUCUUGUGCUCCUGUCAUUCACGUCAAUGCGGACUUGAGCCGGAAUUAUCAGACGCGAUUGAUUCGUUUUUUUCCUUUUCUCGAGCGAUAUGUGUUUUAAGAGUCGUGUUUGUAUGUGAUCGGUACCGCAGUGCGCGACUGCAGGCCUGAAGUCUGACGAAAUGAUCGAGCGCGUGUGUCCGAUUCGGUCCUCGUGACGUCACGCAGAUCCUUCUGCGCGUUUUGACAGAUGUAACGUGAUUACACGCGUUAGUUUUACGUUACUCGGGUUUCGUAGGUUUUGGUGUCGCUGAUUCUGUUACUUUGAGACACGGUAUGGACCUAAAUUUUUACUCUGAUCUAUCAGACGGAACCGGGCAGCCCGGUGACCCGGAAUUCUUGGACCCCCAGGCGUUUAACGGAUUUGAUGCCGUUCAGAAGUUCCCAGGAGGCAAUGACAACUACCUGGCCAUCAGCGGCGAGGGGCAUCACUUCCUGUCCUCCUCAGAGGUACAGCUCUCCUCCACGUUCCCCGCUCAAAUCCAUCACGCAGAGACGUUUCACACACCCAGUUUGGGCGACGAGGAGUUCGAGAUCCCUCCGAUCUCCCUCGACCCGGACUCCGCGCUCGGCGUCUCUGAUGUCGUCUCUCACUUCGGAGAGCUGGGCGACGGCGGGCCGUCCUCCAGUGUUCCCGGGAACGCCGUGGUUGGAGGGAACGACCCCUCGUUCGCCUCGACCUUCGUGAACACGCCCUCGCAGGGCCUGGAGCACCUGAGCCUGAUGAGCCAGCAGGGCGGCGGGCCGAUGCUGGGCUCCACGCUGGGGAUGGAUCUCAGCCAUCCCAUCGGUUCACAGUUCAGUAGCUCUUCUCCGAUGACCAUUGACGUCCCUCUGAGCGACAUGAACCACGGCCUGUUGGGGCACAACCAGCUGACCACUAUUGACCAGUCAGAGCUCAGCGCACAGCUCGGCCUGAGUCUAGGUGGCGGCACCAUCCUGCCCCGCCCACAGUCACCUGACCAGCCGCUGUCCGCCACCGACUCGCCGUCUGACUCGCUGCACGACGACGACAUGGACGAUUUCAGACGGAAGAGCGUGCUGGUGGAUUCUCCAGUGUCUCUGUCCGUGUCUCCGGGCGUCAUCGCUCUCUCGCCAUCUCUGUCGGACCAGCCCGCCGUCCCAGCGUCCUCCUCUACUCCCGUACGGAAAGGAGUCGGCGGAAAAAAGGGCAAGAAGAAGAAAGACCCGAACGAGCCGCAGAAGCCCGUGUCGGCGUACGCGCUGUUCUUCAGGGACACGCAGGCCGCCAUCAAGGGUCAGAAUCCCAACGCCACCUUUGGAGAAGUUUCAAAGAUCGUGGCCUCCAUGUGGGAUAGUUUGGGAGAAGAGCAGAAACAGGUGUACAAGAGGAAGACGGAAGCAGCCAGGAAGGAGUAUCUGAAGGCGCUGGCCGCUUAUAAAGCCAAUCAGCUGUCGCAGCAGCCGACUAUUGAAGUGUUAGACGCCCCGCCGUCUCCUCCUCCUCCAGCCGCCGUCGCCCCGCCUCCCGAACCCACGCCAGUCGCCGCCCCGACGCGCUCGUCCCGCAUUCCCGUACACGCGCCCGACAACAACACCAUCACCAACAUCUGCACGUCCAAUAUCAUCUUAGACCUGCCACAGGUGACGACACGCUCGCGCACGGGCGCGCACAAACCCCCGGCCCCGCCUCCGGCCCCGCCCACCGUCAGCAAGAUCGUGAUAUCCAAGCAGCAGCUGCAGUCGCCUCGGCAGCCUCCGCCCCUCCAGCAGAUGCAGAACACGCCUCCACCGCCGCGGCUGCAGCAGAUGGUACAUUCCCCGGCUCCGCCCCCCCUGCAGGCCAAACCGCGCGGAGCUGCCGCCGCGGGACAAGUGGUCGCCACGGCGCCGCCGCCGCCUCUGCAGAUCAAGAUCGUCCCCGCCCCCGCGCAGGCCGACGCCAGCGCUCCGAUAAUCGUGACGACAACUGGGGCGCCUCUCGCAUCAUCGGCCGCCUCUGCGGUGGAGGUGCCACAGCCCGCGGCCAUCGUCACGACCCUGUCGCCGUCGGCAACGGAGGACGUGGCUGAAGAAGGGAUGGAGGUGGAGCUGAACGUUUCUCCGGCUCCAGCCGCGACUCCUGCAGACGCUCCCAGUGUGUGUGUCCGCGCCGGCUGCAACAACCCGCCUAUAGAGAGCAAAGACUGGGACCGAGAGUACUGCAGCAACGAGUGUGUGGCUACACACUGCAGGGACGUGUUCAUGGCCUGGUGUGCGAUCAGAGGACACAACUCCACCACUGUCACAUAGACGGACGGACGCUUGUGUUCGUGAACAUCCACACCAGUAUCAGACAUCAUCAGAUCAGUGCAGAUCCACAGACUGACACACAGAAUCUUGGGAUUUAUGAAAAAAAAGUAGUUUAGGAAUGAAAAUAAGAAUAUUUAAAAUGUAUUAAAUAAGGUAACCGUGUAUCUGAAGGUGCGACUGUGGAGUUUGGUGUCAAAGUGGAAGAUGGAGGCAAAUUUUACACGUGUGUGAGUGUGUGUGUGUGUGUGGGCCAGAAACAGUUUACGCAAACAUGUACGUGGUUAUGACACGUUACGGUUUGUGUUUGCGUAGAGGAUGUUUCUGCACACAAUUCUUAAGCUAAUAAUGAACAGACUGUUUUAAAACCAUGACGUCAUUUUCUCGAUUGGAUUUUGAACGAGGGUUUGACCUUACGGCUCUUACAAACAUUGACCGCAGUAGCUACGGUUUAUGCCCGGAAUUCCAUGGUUACUGGAAUUCCAUGGUUGCUAUGGUUACAGUAGAGCUCUGGUAACUUGAGCAUUACAUCAUCAAAAGAUGACAAACGUUCUGAAAUCUGUUUUAGAAGCUCUAAUUUAUUGUGAUUUUUGUUAUAGUAAUUAUUGUAGAAACUUUACAUUGAUGCAUUUGGCAAACGCUUUUAUCCAGUGCGUUUAUUAGUUCAUGCAUUCCCUGGGAAUCGAUCCCGUGAUCUUGGCGUUAGGAAUGGGGGAAAAAAAAAAAAAAAAUGGGAAAUGAUGGUUUAUUAUAGUACAUUUU
Messenger RNA from Ctenopharyngodon idella (grass carp), 3832 nucleotides. RefSeq names its product TOX high mobility group box family member 4 b (gene tox4b). The record is from RefSeq and is a predicted model, not a curated record. Gene Ontology annotation, cellular component: nucleus. Gene Ontology annotation, molecular function: chromatin DNA binding. The coding region runs from base 1097 to 3073 and encodes 658 amino acids. The transcript is spliced from 9 exons. Gene Ontology annotation, biological process: regulation of transcription by RNA polymerase II. NCBI's taxonomy places the organism in Eukaryota, Metazoa, Chordata, Actinopteri, Cypriniformes, Xenocyprididae.